AUGUUUGAAAAGAUUUUAGAGAAGGUUAUUGAUUCUUAUUUUGGACAGUAUAUUAGCGGCUUGGACAAAAAUAUUCAUUUGAGUGUGUUUAAAGGAAGUGUCAAAAUAGAGAAUGUCAGCUUUAAGCCAGAAAUUAUGGAUUUGUUAGAACUACCAAUAGAUAUUUUAUAUAGCAAUAUAGGUGUUAUGACAAUGAAUAUUCCAUGGAGUAAAUUGAGUAGCAGUCCAGUACCGAUUAGCAUGGAAAACAUUUAUUUAAUCAUUGGGCCAAAAAAGCAAUCUGAUUGGAAUUUUUAAGACAAGGCCUCGAUUGAAAAAAAGUUAGAAAAUAUUAAUUUGUAUGCAAAACAAUGUUUAGACAAGUUAAUUUAAAAGAGUCAAAAAGAGGAGAAAAGUAUGCUCGAAAAAAUGACAGUUAAAAUUAUCGAUAACAUUUAGUUGUCCUUUAAAAAUAUUCAUAUUCGUUGGGAAGAUAGCUUAAAAGGAUAUUCGUUUGGUCUAACAUUAUAGGAAUUGUAGGCCAAUACAACUGAUGAAAACUGGGUACCUACUUUUAUAGAUAGAACAAAAUCGGAAGAAAUAAACAAACCCAUAAACAAAUUGUUGAAUUUAACGAAUUUGAGACUUUAUUGGAAUUAGAACGAAAGCAGUUUCUUAUAGAAUUAGCAAAAAUACAAGAUAUUUUCCAUGAUGCAAGGUUUGAUAGAAUAGCCUAAGCAGUACAAAAAUGUUGAAGUUGUAAUAGAAAUCAAUGCAGAUUUUAAAUUGGUUAACAAUUAGCCUUAAAACUUUGAUAAUCCUUUGUACGAACUAACAAUAGGUCUUGACUGGAUUGACUUAUAGCUCAAGCAUUAGCAAUUACAACAAAUUUCAGAUUUGAUUAACAUCUCUAUUUAAUACAGAGACUCGCUUUGGGCAGAAAGGAAAAAAGUAGUUGAGAUAUCAGAGGAGAUGAAGGAAUUUUACAAGAAGCACUUUUUGAAGAUUUAUUAUAUGAAGCUAAAGGCUAAAUAAAUGAAUGAGAAGGAAUAACUUGAUCAAUCUUAGAUACAGAUUUUUGAGAGUAUCUUAAAAAGCAUUGAAUAUCAGACUUUGAAUAACUGGGUUAGAAGUGUUGUCAAGCUAUUGGCAAGAGAAAAUAAAAUGAAUGAGAUAAUGAAUAACAAAAAGAGUAUUUUUAGUUCAAAUACAUAGACUCAAAUUCCAGUUGAUUAAAUUAAGGAAAUAGAUCUCGCUAUUGAAAAAUAAUUAGAACAAACUAAGAAAAAUACUGUGCAAAGACCUGAUGAGGCUAUAAAUUUUUCUACCAGCAUUAUUCUAAAAGGUGGAAGUAUUCUAUUAACAAAAGAUAAUCACUAAAAGAAAAUAAUUGAAGGAAUUAAAUUUACUUACACUGAUCUUAUUAUUUAUAUGAACACCACUGAAGAUAAAGGUUAAGAAAUCUUUUUAAAGUUGCAGGAAAUUUCAAUUAAUCUUUAAAAUCAAGAAUUUGAUUCAAAGAUUCCAGAAUCCAUCAACUUUUUAUACAAAUCAAUUAAUAAUAAUGAAAGUAAAUCAAGGAGUUCGAAUUUCAUACAAUUUAUUUAUAAGAGGCAUUCGAUCAGACAGAAAAAGGAUUGCAAAUUUAAUUUAGAUGGCAGUAUAACUUGCUUUGUUGAGCCGAUAGAAUGUGUUUACAAUCAUAAGUUCAUUGAAAGAUUUAGGGAUUUCUUUGAUAUUAAAACUCAGCAUGAAUAUUUUUCUGAAAAAAAAUAAAAAUUAGAGCAACUUUCUUCUUUACAAAAAUAGAGCUAAACAUUGAUCGUUAACUCUUAAAAUAACAUUCAAUCUGCUUAAUCUUCUAAAGAUAAAAUUGUCACUCCAAAGGAUAAAUAAGAUGAAUAAUCAUCUGAUAAGAAGAAGAAAAAUGAAGUCGAUACAAACCAAAUUUUCAGAAUUGGUAUUGAUAUCAGAAUUGAAAAGCAGACAAUUAUCAUUCCUCUUGAUGAUGUUAACACAGAUUUACCUUGCUGGAUAUUUAGUUUAUCUCGUUUAAACUUUAAGUCAAGUGAUGUCCAAAGAGACAUAUACGAGUUGUUUAACUUAGAAAUGAAAAAUUUAAGUGUUUUCUAUUUAUAGAAGCGUUCUUUGCUUCACAAGUUAUCUUGUUUAACUGAUGAUAAAUAAAAUCUUCAUAAAAUAGUUGAAAAUUAUAAUUUUCAUAUGAUUAUUUUACAUCAAUAAUAGAAUUAAUUUGAUGUUGAUAAACCGCUUCUAUAAUUUGAAGGUGUGCUCGAACCACUCUGUCUUAAUUUUAAUGAAGAAAUUCUCUCUGAAGCAACAAAAAUAAAAUAUUUAAUUUCGCCUUCUUAUCAAAAUGAGUAAGAAAAAUUAAAAUCAAAAAAAGAAGAUUUGGAAAAAAAUGCAAAACUGAACUGUCAAGUUUUUUAUAGAGAAAAGAGAUAUUAAAAUUAAAUGCCCACUUAAUUUAUCAUAGACUCAACAGACAGAGUUCAUCUAUUUCACCAAGAAGAAAACUCCAAAACGCUUCACUUGAGCUCAUUUUAAAAUUUUCAUUUGAUGCAUUUGAUAGAGCAUAAUCCAGUUGAAUAGAGAAACAGAGCUAAUUCUGAAAUCCCAAACAUUCAAAUAAUUUAAAAAAAUUUAUCUUAGAAAAUCUAAAAAGAGGAGAUUGAAUUGAGCUUAGAUAAAGACUAAGAGAUUAAAUAACAAGCUGAUUAAAAGAAAGAAUCAGAACUUGAUUAAAAUGAAUAAAUUGAAUCUGUUAAAACGAUUGAACAAGAUUAAGAAAAUAAAGAAGUUGAAUCAGAAAAUUAAAGCAAUCAAAUGAAGGAGGAGUAAGAAAUAAAUUAAGAAGAAGAAGAAGAAAAAAUUGAAUAAAAUGAGCAAUUUUCAAAUUAAAAAAAAGAAGAUUUGCCAAUUGAAGUUUAUUUCGUUAAUAAAUAGUUCUAUUUGAGUUUCAAAUGUGAGAAAGAAUAUUUAUCUUUUAAGUAGGAAGUAGAAAGAGUGAGUGAACACGAAAAGUAAAAGUAGGAAAUGAUAAAAGAAAAAUUGCAAUAAAAAUAGCAAGAAAAUGAAAAUUUAGACACUGAAGAAGACAUCUUAUCAAACGAAUCAGGCGAUGAAAGUGCUAUUGUAAUCGAGCAAUCAAUUCCAAAAAUACAAAUUAGAAACGCCUCCGAUUCAAUUUAAUUACCUGAACCAUAACAAAAGCAGCAAUAAGAAAUGAUAGAAAACAUUUCUAAUGUGAUAAAUCUUUAGUUCAAAAAUCUUACCAUUAAAAUUACAAAAAAAGAUGAACCCUACAUUGAUUUCUAGCUAGAAAGUCUCUCUUUCUACAAACUCAUGUCAUCUCUUAACCAAACUACCAACCUACAAUUUAAAAACUUCCUCAUACAAGACUACAUCCAUAAGUAUAAUCACUCUAUUUUCUAGCCAAUAUUCUCAACCUAUCAAACACAAGAAAAUGAGCAAUUUUUUAAGGUGAUAAUCAAUGAAGAUCUUAAAAAUGAUGAAAUAGACGUUUAAUUGGAAAUGAUGAAAUGCGUUUUUAAUUGGAAACCUGACAGUUUGCUGAUAUUGAGGCGUUUAUAUGUUUUGAUUUUUAUGAGUGAAUAAUCACUUCGAAUGAAAAAAUAACAGGAGUUGGAAUCUAAAGAUAUUGACAGUUUAAUCAAUGAGAUAUUAAACGAUAACUAGUAUAAAUCAUUCAUUGAAAAAUUCACUUCAGACAAUUUAAUAUCAGUAAAUGAUUAGGAUAAACUAAAAUCUAUUUUAGUUGAUUAUGAAAAGAGUUUAUAAAAUAACUUUUGCUCUCAAAGCAUGAUUAAUAUUUAAAUCAAUAUAAAGGAAGUAUAACUUUAUUUGAUUUAGCAUCAAACUCAUGCGCCACUUCUUAAGCUUAAGAUAGAAAACACUAAUGUAAACUAAAAGUUAUGCAGAGAAGGUAAUUUUGUUUCUGGUUCUUUGGGCGAAUUAUUGGUUUAUGACUUAACAAAUUACCCUAACACAGUAAAUGCUGAUAACUAAGAAUAGAUAAAUGAGUAUGUCAUUAUAUAAAGAAAAGAGUUCAACAAGAGCAAGAGCACUCUUGAGUUUUCUUGGGCAGCCUAUAAUUAACUUGUCACCAAGGAACACUUUGACUCAUUUUUAGACAUUAAACUUACUCCUAUUUCUAUAGUUUACUUUUAAUAGCCUACAAUGAGACUCAUUGAUUAUAUUAAUAACUAAAUACUUGCUCUUAUUUCCUAUCCAGAUUAGAUACUUUAAGAACCAGGCUAAAACCCUUCAAAAGAGCAACCUAAAAAUGUAUUUGGUCAAAUAGAUAACAUAAUUAAAUACACUCUUUGUCCUAAAUUUAUGUAACUUAGAGCAUAGCUUUAACAACCUGAUAUACUGUUAAGAGCUCUACCAGAAGAAGAAGGUUUUUUGUUCACUUUCGAGUCUAUUUCUAUCGAAAACAAUCCAACAAAGUCACAUGAAAGGUUCAAUGAUAAAGAAAUACCUCCAACUCAGCUAUAGCAAAUCUGGGUUCAAAAAUACAACAUUUAGGCUGAGGACUGCCAACUUAAAAUAGAAAAUGGCGAACUAACAAGAGAGCUGAGUUUACCAUCAAGGAUGGUUCUCUCCUGGGAAUAGCUUCUAUUUUUCCAUGAAAUCACUUACAUCUGGCCAUAACUAAAAAAAUUCAUCAUCAGAGGAAACAAAUUAAGAGGCAAUGUGAGUUCAUUUUUCAUGAGAUUGAAUUAAAUUGAAUACACUAAAUUCUUAAGAAUGCUUUUACACAACUUCACUUAUGAUGAUGGAAGAGACUUUGAUUUCAUUUAUAAUUAUGAGCACGUAUCUGCUUUAGAACCAAAUCCAAUAGAUGUUAUUAUGGACUUUUAAGGACUGAGUUUGGUCAAAACUGAUGAGAAAUUCUUAGAUCCGUAAUUAAUUUUCUAAAUUCAGUAAUGUAGACUAAAAUGGUUCAAAGAUAGUUUGUAGAAUAUUAAAUUAAACAUAUUGGCCCAAGAAAUGAUUAUGUCAGUCUUCUAAAAAAUCGAAGAUGGCUAUAUCAGAAAAGACAUAAUAGGAAACUUAAUUGGAUGCACUAAAAAAUACGUUUUUGUGGAAGACGUACAUAAAAUGGUAGGUGUUGGCUAAAAUAUCAUUGAUGAUUACAAUGCAGAGAGUGAAAAUUUUAUAGACUCAGAAAAAUACAACGAAAAAACGAUUAAAUUCAACUUUAGGCAAUCCAUUCUCAAAAACAGUGGAGAUAAAGACAUUAACUUCACCAUUUAAAAUAUUAAAAUCCUCUUGCAGACAGAUUAAUUCAUGCAGCUAAUGCAUUGGGCAUAGCCACAACCAUCAUGUUAUCCAAAUUACAGAUAAAAAGAUGAAGAAAAUAGACUUGUUUUUAUUUUCAAUGCUAAUAAUGUAAUUUUUGCUUCACCACUUCAUAUAAAGUAACAAGUGAUAGCUUCAAAGGGAUAUUUUUCUCUUAUUUUUGUUAGAUAGAGAAUGUAAAAGCAUGAAAUUCUUAGAGAAAAAUUAAUAAACCAAAACAUGCAUCAAAAUGACUAUGGCGACUUAUACACAUAUAAUGUUGCUUUUAAUGAUUUUGAAAUAUUUUCAUGCAACUUUUAAUAGUUGAUUUAACUAGAAUUCUCUCAGGUAUACAAAAGAAAUCUUCUUCACCCUACUACGGCUACACUUAAGAGUAAAUAUGAGCUCUGCAUUGGACCUAAACCCUAAUAAUCGCUUUACUUUUUAGCAAGAAACGAAGGACACAUCUCAAAAACAAAAAUAAAAUGCAGCUUCAAAAAUUUAAAUUUACUUUACAACACAAUCAAGCAGUAAGAAAUGUUUAUGAACGAACAUUAAAAAUAUGUUUAACAGCAAGAAAAGAAAAUAAAUGAAAAUAAAUUUGGUAGCUAAAUUGAAGACUAAGAAGAAAGUAAGCAAAAUCAGAUAUAAAUGAAUCAAUAAAAUUAAAAUUUAGAUGAAAGCAAGCAGAAAAUGCAAGAUUAAAUUUAGUCAAUUCCAACAAAUAGCACUUUUGAUAUUGAAGUUGAGGAACUCCAAUUACAUUUAAUUAAUGAUGCUGAGUAAAGCAGCUUGCCAGUUAUUCAGUUAAAGUUAUUUGAAAAUAAAUUCCUUUACAAUUUCUCUACUAACAAUAAAAAAAAUCUUUCUGUUUCUUUGUGUUUAUAACUUUGCUAUUACAACUCUCAAAGCAGUUUCUGGGAACCAAUUUUAGAAAGAAAUUAAUUCAUGCUCGAUUAUGUCUACAGUCCAUCUUCCAAUCCAAAAAGAUAUCUCACCAUUGAGCAGUAGGGAAGCGAUAACUCUUUUAACAUUAACAUCUCCUAAAAAAUGCUUAAAAUCAUAGGCGAGUCCUUGGAAUCAUGGAAGAAACAGUUCAAUUUAUUCUUAGAGCAUGCAAAUAAUAAAAAUGAAACAUUCCAAGAAGAAGAUGAAGACGAUUCACAACAAUAAGCAAAUUAAAAUGAAAGAGCUUCAUAUACUUUCACUAAUACUCCAGAUCCUUCAAAUACAAACAGUGGUAAACCUCAGAAAAAGAAACAUGGUAAAAAUGCAAUUGAAAAUAUAGAGUAUAUUUCGCCUUUUAGCAUAUAAAAUAACAUUGGGUACCCAAUUUAUAUUGAAAAUGAAAACUCCCAAUAGUUUAUUGUGAACAAUAAUGAUACAAUAAACUACCUUAUGGAUGAAGAAUAAUCGCACGAUUACAAUCGCAUAAAUUCUAAGAAAGUGAGCAUUUAGGUGCUUAAUGACUAACAUGCUUUCUAGCCUCUAAACAAAGUUAAUUUGGGAUACCUUAAAACUAAAAAAGUUUCUAUUUCAAGUAUGGAUUAGAAAAUAAGAGAUGCUGUCAUAGUUCUAGAAAACUCGACUUAGACUAAUAGAAAAUUGCUUUAAAUUCACUCAAUUCUUAGUUUCUAAAAUAUGACUAACAUGAAUAUUGAUUUAAAUUUUGGUUCUGACCACGACAUGAAAAAUAAUGUGUUCAAAAUGCAAUUAGCUAGCAACUAAAUCAGAUAUGUUCCUUUCGAUAGAUUAGACAACAUUUUUGAGUUUAAAUUCUAAACUUCUUAAUACUUUUCAGAUUUGAUCAGUCUCUAAAAACUUAUGAAAGUUUAACAUGAAACUUCUUACGAGUUAAUGCAUAAUCAAAAAAGAAUAACAACUUAUCUGAGAAUAGUUAAAAUGGAAAACGAAACAAGACUUGUUUUUGAGCCAUUUGUUAGAAUAAAAAAUUGUUUACCGAUGAAAAUAGAAGUUGGUUUACUUAUACAAAAUGAGAAAAAUGAUGCAGAUGAAGCAGAACUUAAUUUCUAAUAAGAAAUGUAAAAUCACUCAGCUAAUCUACAAUCUUAAGUUAAAUUGCAAUUGAAAGUACCUGGAUUUUAAGGCUCUGAUUAUUUCUUACUCUCAAGUCCUCUAAAAAAUAACCAGCAAAACGUAUAGCCAACCGUUUUACCAGUCAUAGAUUUUAGAGGAUGUAUCUUCCCUCUUAGCCUUAAAACAGAAAUCAAGCCAUUUGGAAGCAAAAGAUUUUUUAUUUACGCUGAAUGUAUCAUAAUUAGCUAAGUCCCUAAUGAUUUGUAUUAUUUUCAUAAAAGUAAUGAUUUGAUACUUUUCUCACCAGGCCAAAAAUUCCCAAAUAUACCUUAAACUGAAUACAUAAGCCAUUUAGGAAGACUAACUCUUUUCUAAAGCACAACUAACUUGAUGAUAUCUGCAGGUGAUCAAGGAUAGAAGAUAAGCAGACCUCUUAAUUUGACUGGUAUAGGAAAAGACACAAUUGAAGUUUACACAAACCCAAAUGGAAACAGCAUGUUAGAAAUAAGUGCAGAUGUAAAUUUACAGGAAGUUGAUAAAGAAUUCAAAAUAUUUUCGAAGGUUGUUCAGCUAAAUCCAAAAUAUAUUAUUAUCAAUUAAACUGAAUACACGAUUAUGAUUAGAUAAGAGAAUAUUAAUAAUGAAAUUAUAAUGAUAAAACCUGAAGAAAGAACUCCGUUAGUAUGGAGUGAUUUCUACAAGCAAAAGAAUUACAAUAUUAUGAUUUAAGAUGCAGAAAAAUAAAAGUCAUAUGGAUGGUCAGGAACUUUAAAUGUUGCACUCUCUUCUAUUAGCUUUGCAGUGAGAAAUCCUAAAAAUUUUUCAGGAGAUGUUAAAUUUUUAAAAGCUCAAAUUAAACAGUACAAACACUAUUUCUUCAUUUAAAUAAUGGAGCUAAAAAAAGAAAUAAAUCCCAGUUAUGUCAUUGAAAAUAGAAUGAAAGACACUAAUUUAGUUGUUUAUCAGGGUUGCUUCUUUAACUAGUAAUCUGAUUUUUACAAAGAAAAUAUGUACAAAAUUUAAAGUGGAGAAAGCAUUAAUUAUGCGCAAGACCUUCCAACAUAGAAAAAUGAUUUAAUCAUAGAAUUUUAGUUUAUAAAUGAAAGAGGAAAUAAUUAAUAUAUUAUGGAGCCACUUGUGUUGAAUUUGGAAUGUCCAGAGUUUGAUAACUUAUUUGUUGUGCCUAAUGCUGAUCCAAAUAAUACCAAAAUGGUCAAAUUCUUUAUCGAAAUAGGCUUCGAAGGAUCAGUAAAGAAAGUCAGAGUGCUCGAGGAAGAAGAAAAGAUUAAAAAAAUGCUUAGUGAAAAGAAAGCAGGAAUAGAAUGGCAAAUAAACGUGAAUCUGCCAGUUAUUAGCAUUUCUUUAAUUGGAUAAUUAGGAAAUGAAAUGAAAGAGCUGAUUUAUUUAAAUUUCUCAUAAGUAGAAUUAAUUAUAGUAGAGACUACCAAAUUAAGAACAAGUUAGUUAAAGAUAUAAAACAUUUAAUUUGAUAACAAUCUUACUUACAACACACAAUAUCCCGUCUUGUUAACUUCUACCAAGUAACAAUAAAAAUUCCCACAUAUAUCUCUUGUCAUGGACUAGGACAUAACAGUUCAGCAAAUAAAUAAAUUCUAAUCAAUUCGUCUAGCCAUACAACCAACUACUCUUAAGCUCACUGAUGAACUGCUCAAUUCUCUCCUUAAUUUCUUUGAAGAAUUCGCCCAGCCAAUUCUAAAUUAAGACUCAACAAAAUGCUACACUUCUUCAGAAUGCGAAAGUAUUUCUGAUCAAUCCUAUCAGCAAUCCUAGUUAUCUUUUUCUUGGCAUUCAAUUACCUUGCCACAUUAGUAAAAUUUAAUGUGUAUUUAACAAAUGGAAUUGUAUCCUUUAGAUUUGAAUCUUUCAUUUAAGAAGAUCAGAGAAACAACUCUUAAGGUUAAAAUGGAUAUUUUAUAGAAUGUAUUAAAAGCAGUGGGAGUUGUUUUUGCGAAUGUGGAAGGCGCUUAACUUAGAUUAAAGGGUAUAAAAUACGAAAAUAUUAUUGAAACUCAAGAUUCCAUUUAGUAGAGAUUACUGAUUCACUAUAAAGAUUCAUUCCUUAAGUAAACACUUUAAUUGCUUGGAUCAGUUAAUAUCAUAGGUAAUCCUGCUAGUUUAAUUAAGAAUAUUGGUACAGGUGUCAGUGAUUUGAUUGAAAUGCCUAUUGAUGGUUUUAUCAAAGGACCUUUAGAAGGUGGUGUAGGAGUAGUUAAAGGAGCUGGAUCUUUAAUCAAAAACACUGUUUCUGGUACAUUUGGAAGUGUUUAGGGUAUAACUGAUUCUAUUGGAUCCGGUUUUAGCUAGUUAUCAAUGGAUAAAGAGUUUAUUUAGUCACGAGACAAUAUCAAAAGAAAGAAAGCCAAGCAUGUAGGACAUGGAGUAAAGCUUGGUCUGCAGAGUUUGUUCACAGGUUUAGGUGAAGGUAUAACUGGGCUUGUAACUAAGCCUAUUGAAGGAGCAGAGAAAGGAGGAGCUGUUGGGUUGUUGAAAGGAUUUACAAAAGGUUUUGCUGGUUUGGUUUUUAAGCCUAUUACAGGAGUUAUUGAUGCUGCUUCAAAAACAGCUGAGGGAAUUAAAAACACUGCAACUUACUUUGAUGAAAAGCCUAACGAAAAUAGAGUGAGAUUGCCUCGUGUGUUCUAUUCUAGAGAGUAGUAUUACCAAGACUACUUACAUUAAGAUUCAGAAAUACUAAACCUUCUCUAAAAGUUUAAGAAAGGGAGAUUUGCUGAUAUUUAGUUAGUGGACACAGUUAUUCUGAACUAUAGAAACGAAUAAUAUGUAUUAAUUUUAAGUAUCCAACAAGUGCUUCUUUUGAAUAUCACUCAAAAGUAGCUCGUCUAUUUCUAUAAUCCUCAGGAUAUCUAUGUGGUUAAUGAGACUAACUUUGGAAUCUCUGUCUAUCUAAACUAAAGCACCCCAGAAAUACCUGAUAAAAAUGCAACUGUUGUGAUUGAAAAUGCUGGCGAGAAAAGCAGUAUAUACAAAAAGUUAACAAAAUUGCAGGACUAAUGCUAAUGA
Tetrahymena thermophila SB210 is the source of this 10386-nucleotide messenger RNA. RefSeq names its product amine-terminal region of chorein, A TM vesicle-mediated sorter. Gene Ontology annotation, biological process: protein targeting to vacuole; protein retention in Golgi apparatus. The transcript is spliced from 17 exons. Lineage: Eukaryota; Ciliophora; Oligohymenophorea; Hymenostomatida; Tetrahymenidae. Gene Ontology annotation, cellular component: extrinsic component of membrane. The record is from RefSeq and is a predicted model, not a curated record.